AUGGCUACAAUAUUAUUUUUUAGCAUUGUUAUUUCAGUUUUUCUUUUUGAUGUUUUCUUAAUUUCAUCGUCGGCAAAUGCAAGAUAUACUAACAACCGCUUACAUUCAUCAAGAACUGCCAUUUCACCAAAAGAACGAGCAACAAGACGACUUGUAAGAUCACUAGACUUAUCUCCCCAAGAAGAUAUCAACUCUUCGGAAAUCGAUGCUCCAAGACUUAAUGAGAAAAAAUUCAAGUUUCCUUUUCUUCCCACUUCUGAUCCUUCUGUGGAAGAUCUUGGAUCUUAUGCUGGUUACUAUCAACUUCCAAAUCCAGUAGGUGCAAGAAUGUUUUACUUCUUCUUUGAAUCACGAAAUAGAAAUGAUGAAGAUCCAGUUGUAAUAUGGUUGAGUGGAGGACCUGGAAUCAGUUGUAGCAUUGAUUUGUUUUAUGCAAAUGGCCCUUUUCAUAUUACAGAAGAUUCUUCUCUUACAUGGAAUGAUCAUGGCUGGGACAAGACAUCAAAUAUUAUAUACGUUGACCAACCUAUCGGAACAGGUCUUAGUUAUAUAAAUGACGAUAGUGACAUAAGGCACGAUCUAACUAGUGUCAUCGAUGAUUUGUAUAAUUUCUUGAAGGAAUUUUUUAUAAAGCAUCCUCAGUUUACUCAUAAGAAUUUCUUCAUAACUGGACGAGCUUAUGCUGGCCAUUAUGCUCCUGCUCUAGCUUCUCGAAUUCUAGAGGAAAAUGAGAAAGCCAAUGCAAUUCCCAUAAAACUCAAGGGAUUCGCUAUUGGUAAUGGACAUAUAAAUCCUCACAUCCAAUACCCAACCAUACCAGAGUUUGCUCUGAAGCAUAAUGUGAUUACGGAAUUGAAUUACUCAAAUAUAGAAGAUUCAAUGAGAAGAUGUCGUGCAUAUACAAGAAAUUGUGUCAAGGGUAUUAAAGAGGCUUGUUCUGUUGCAUUUGAUUAUUGUUUCGAGAUGAUUAAAAGGACCCGAGAAUAUGCUGGAGAUACAAAUUUUUUUGAUAUUAGGAAGCAACGUGUGAAUGGCGUUAAUUAUGACUACUCAAAGAUGGAAAGAUUUUUUGAUAUUCCAUCAGUAAAGAUUGCUCUGAAUGUACCUCAAGACAAAACAUUUGUUCCAGCAAGUAAAACGGUAUUUGAUGCCUAUUCGAAGAAGGACUACAUGAGGAAAUUUGAUGUUGAAAUUUCUGCUUUACUGGAGAAAGGAAUCAAGGUCCUUAUCUAUGCAGGAGAUCAGGAUCUCCUUUACAACUGGGAUGGUAAAUCUCAUGGUUCAAUAUACAAAACCUAA
Molecule: messenger RNA, 1299 nt
Organism: Tripterygium wilfordii
Lineage: Eukaryota; Viridiplantae; Streptophyta; Magnoliopsida; Celastrales; Celastraceae
Product: serine carboxypeptidase-like 48
Exons: 7
Coding region: 1-1299 (432 amino acids)
Biological process (GO): proteolysis
Cellular component (GO): vacuole
Molecular function (GO): serine-type carboxypeptidase activity
Source: RefSeq, a predicted model, not a curated record